AUGUGGACUUGUGAUUGGGAUGCAUCUUUCCUCACAACCCACCUACUGAAGAUCAUCAUCGAGGAACAGAUGGGCUUCCAUGCUGAGACGAACGGUCCUGGUCCCGGCACUUUGAGUAGCUUCUACGCGCUGCUUGGUUGUAAGGCGCCUGGUAACAGCAGCGACAGGGCAUGUGGUCAACCACUGACUUACAACCACAUUAGUCUCGAGGCAUGGUCGGAAACUUAUCAGAAUGAGUGGAAACUCAUCCAAAGUCAAUAUGUCUCUAUGGCUCCUGUGGAUGUGGGCAGCAUGGGUUACGAUGGCACCUCUUCCGUUUUCAUCCGGAAGACAGUGAAGAACCAUGCUUACUACCAGGAUGGGAUUGUGCUGGACUUUUACCGCGGAUGGAACAUGUCGUGGAGCGAGCCAUCAAGGUACUUCGCUGAGCUGGCUUCUAUAAACCGUAGCCUGAUCGUCCCUUGUGCAGAAACUCGUUCCACGAUGACAGCAGCGAACGAAAAUUAUCUGCGCAUCACAGGUGACGACGCGGGUGUCGAGAGGCUCCCUGAUGGGUCGCUUGCUGCCAUUUGUCCAGACGAUUACUUCUGGCUCUCUCCGACUUGCCGCCAAGAUUCGACUCGGUGUGUGCCUUAUGUCACUGGCGGCUCGGGUUGGGGUAUGGAUGAUUUGAUGCAAAAGGUUACUAGCUAUGACAUGCCUGUCGCCAUCGCGGUUGCGAGAUCGUGGUCGACACUCCCUCGAGACGUCAACGUGUUCUUUUACUGGUGGGUUCCAGAUACCACGUUCUUGGAUCUUGAUCCGGUCGAGAUCGUGUUUCCUCCGUAUGACUUCCGUGCGUACACCAGUGGUGACAAGCGCACUGUGGCUGCAUCGACCGCGGUUACCAAGCUCGUCAGCCAGGACUUGGUCACCUUAGCGCCCUCGGUGGAAGACCUCGUGCGGAAUUUGCGAUUGGGCCGCAACGAUGUCAUGAACAUGCUGAAGGACAUGCAAGACAGCGGGGACUCCUAUGAGACUGUGGCCUGUCACUUGGUCAACGAUGUACAGACUUGA
Symbiodinium sp. CCMP2592 is the source of this 1056-nucleotide messenger RNA. Lineage: Eukaryota; Dinophyceae; Suessiales; Symbiodiniaceae. The record is from the annotation of a GenBank genome assembly.